AUGGUGGUUACCCUGUGGCCUUGUUCCCGGCCUCCAGGCCUUGCUACCCGGCCUCCACGCCUUGCUCCCGGCCUCCAGGCCUUGCUCCUGACAUCCACGACUUGCUACUCGGCCUCCAGGCCUUGCUACCCGGCCUCCACGCCUUGCUCCCGGCCUCCAGGCCUGGUUCCCGGCCUCCACGCCUUGCUCCUGACAUCCACGCCUUGCUACUCGGCCUCCAGGCCUUGCUACCCGGCCUCCAGGCCUUGCUACCCGGCCUCCAGGCCUUGCUACCCGGCCUCCACGCCUUGCUACCCGGCCUCCACGCCUUGCUCCCGGCCUCCACGCUUUGCUACCGGCAUCCACGUCUUGCCCCCGGCCUCCACGCUUUGCUCUCGGCCUCCACGCCUUGCUACCCGGCCUCCACGCCUUGCUACCCGGCCUCCACGCCUUGCUACCCGGCCUCCACGUCUUGCCCCCGGCCUCCACGCUUUGCUCUCGGCCUCCACGCCUGGCUACCCGGCCUCCACGCCUUCCUACCCGGCCUCCACGCCUGGCUACCCGGCCUCCACGCCUUGCCCCCGGCCUCCACGCCUUGCCCUCGGAUUCAACUGUGUCCUCUACUGA
Messenger RNA from Procambarus clarkii (red swamp crayfish), 606 nucleotides. RefSeq lists its product as uncharacterized. Lineage: Eukaryota; Metazoa; Arthropoda; Malacostraca; Decapoda; Cambaridae. The record is from RefSeq and is a predicted model, not a curated record.